AGGAGAGAAGUAAAAGAAAGAAAUUCAAAAAAGAGAGAGAGAGAGAGAGAGAGAGAGAGAGAGAGAGAGAGAGAGACGGAGAGACGGAGAGACGGAGAGAGACGGAGAGUUCUCUCUAUUUUAUGAAAUAAUUAAAUUAUUAAGAAAAGAAAGUCUAUACUCUUCCUCUUUGCUUCUGCUAAAAGCCCUCAGUCUGGUUAGGUGCCUUUUCAGGGUUAAAGGGGGGAACUGAAACUUAUUGAAGAAGAAACACUUUGCUGUUGGUUAUGGAAGAAUGAAUAUGCUGAUAUUGCACUGGUAUGAUAUUCAUCGCAUCUUGCAGUGGAGUGUUCUUCCAUGGUAUCUGAAGUAAAUGGAGAGCAACCAAGGAAAAGGUGCUAUGGAUCCACAGAAGAACCAUGACCAAGUUCGAUACAGCAACGUGGAAACCAGAAACGAGGCUGUUGGGUCUUCAAAUCAAAGAUUUUUCUAUGAUCCCUCGAGUAAUAUUAAUACCAAUAUCCGACCUCCAGAUUACAACAUGUCAAUAGGAGCUAGGCCUGUGCUAAAUUACUCCAUUCAGACUGGUGAGGAGUUUGCUUUAGAAUUUAUGCGGGAAAGGGUAAAUCCCAGGCAACAUUUCAUUCUGAGUGCUUAUGUUGAUCCUAACACUGGACCUGCUUAUAUGGAUCUAAAAGGCAUGUUGGGAGUUUCUCAUACAGGUUCCGAGAGUGGAUCUGAUAUCUCAAUGGUUAAUGCUGCUGAAAGAGGUCGUGCCCAGGAGUUUGAGCGGAAAGCUCCUGCUCAUGAAUCCAUGCGAUCAGUACCUCGAAGCUCUUCAAGAAAUGACAUUAGUCAGGGACAUCAAGGUCAUGCCUCUUCUGGGACUGCUUUUAGCUCAUCCAGCACAGUGAAAUUUCUCUGCAGCUUUGGGGGUAAAAUUUUGCCUCGACCUGGGGAUGGGAAACUUAGAUAUGUUGGAGGUGAAACACGUAUAAUCCGGUUAAGCAGGGAUAUUUCUUUGCAAGAGCUUGUUCAUAAAACAUUAGAAAUUUACAGCCAAGCUCAUGCAAUAAAGUAUCAGCUUCCUGGUGAAGAUCUUGAUGCUUUGGUUUCUGUAUCUUCUGAUGAGGAUCUGCAAAACAUGAUGGAGGAAUGCAGUGUACCAGAUAAUGGAGGAUCUCAAAAACCCAGAAUGUUCCUGUUUUCUAGUAGUGAUUUAGAGGAUGCUCAGUACAGUUUAUCAAAUGUGGAGGGUGAUUCUGAGUUCCAGUAUGUAGUUGCUGUGAAUGGUAUGGACCUAGGCUCUCAAAGAAACUCAGUCAAUCUGGCAAGUUCUUCAGAGAAAAAUUUGGAUGACUUAUUCAGUUUAAAUGUUGAAAGGGAGGCUGAUCGAGCUGCUGCUGAACCAGCUGAUGCUAUUUCUGUGGCUAUGUCAGUUAACAGGCCUCCACCAACUAUCCAAUCUACUCAACCAUUAUUGCCAAAUUCAUCCAAUGCUUAUGAAUCUAGUUUGCAGCCUCACAUUGAACCAAGGGUGCAGUACGGAGAAGCUGGCCAGCAACUGUCUUCUACUCCCCAGGUAGAUGGGAAGAGCAGCACUCCAGUAUCUGCUCCAUUGCAAUAUGGUUAUGGUUCUCACCCUUCUAACUACAUGACACCUGGAGAAACUCUAGUCUCCAUGCCUCUCCAUGGGCAUUUCACUCCCCAGGCAGGUUUGGUGGAUGAGAAGGUGUAUGGCGGAUUUCAAGUGCAAGAUCCUGAAGUGACUGUAAAGGAGGUGAAACUGAAAAGAGAUAGCUCAGCCCCCAAAAUAAAUGAACCUGAAAAAGUUCGAUGCGUGGACAAGCCUUCCCCAGCGAAGGAGCCAAAAAUGAAAAGAGAUAUCUCGAUGCCAAAGAUUAAUGAAACUGAUAAAAUUCGUAUGCCAGAAAAUGAGUAUGUUGUUUCUAGGGAAGAAGCAUUAGUUUCCAAUUCAGUGCCUGAUAUUAACUCUACCUUGUCUGGAAAAAGCUUCAAGAAACCCCAGGAACCUUUACAGAAUUCAGCAAUUUCAGAAGUAAAAAAUGAAGGGAGGAAGAACAAUGAAGAUGGUCAGUUUUACACAGCUAACAGAGCUUUUAUAUCUGGAGGAAGUGGUUCUCAGGCUGACCCCACUGGUUCCAGCUACCUUGAGCCAUCUAUGGUUCCUCAACCAGUUUUCCAUUCCGAGAGAAUCCCCAGGGAACAGGCUGAGAUGAAUCGCUUGUCGAAGUCGGAUGAUUCCUUUGGUUCUCAGUUUCUAAUGACUCAAGGACGUUCUGAUGGUUCUCAAUCAAUCACAGAAUCAGUUGACAAAGUCCAUGAGAGUAAUGUUGCUUCUCAAGUUGAACAAUCCAUUGCACCUGCCAAACCAAUUGCCACCAAUUCUCAGACUGUUACAGAUGGACUUCUGCAAUUUGAAAAGUGCAAUGACUUUGCUGAAAAAACCAAUAAAGUGAAUACAGUUCUUGAGGAAGGGCUUGAGUCAAAGUUGAAAUCUGAACUAAAUCAGGUACCAGUUAAUUCCAUGAGCAGCCAUGAAAAGGGAAGGGUCAAAGAGAACCAUACUGAUUCUGCUGAUAAAGAAGCAGCUGGGUUGACUCCACCAACAGCAAAUGAGGGGGCUUCAAUCAAGAACCAAGGAAAUGAACAGCCUUUGCCAUGGAGUGAGAACCCCGUUAGAGCUGUUUCCAAGGAAGAGGCUGCUGUUGCUGUUCGUACCCCAGAGCAGGGAGACAUUAUUAUUGACAUCAAUGACCGAUUCCCUCCUGAUAUUUUGUCUGAGAUAUCCUUACAAGCAAGAAUGUCGCAGAACAUCUCUAGUAUCAAUCUACAAGUUCAAAUCUGUGAUGGAGCUGGAUUGAGUGUAAAUAUGGAGAAUCAUGAACCUAAGCGUUGGUCAUACUUCCGUAAUUUGGAUCAAGAUGAGUUUGCAAGAAAGGAUGUUUCCCUUAUGGAUCAGGACCAUUUGGGUUUCUCAUCCCCACUUACAAAUAUUAAAGAUGGGGCUCCUCUUGAUUAUAGCUAUCCACCAUUGAACACUGGUGGAGUUGCCUUUGUUCAUGGUAAUUCACACAUAAAUUUUGAUGAGGACAUUAGGCAGGAAUCUACUGGUGUCACUGUAGCCAACACCAUGGAUUUAAGUCCAGAUUAUAGUCAGUCCCAGCUCAAGGGUGAUGAAAAUGCACAGUUAGAUAGGGUGACCUCUAAAGUACUGGAAUCAGAUUAUGGGGAUGGGAAGCUGGAUAUUCAGAAUACUGGUUCACCUCUUCUGGAUCUUUCAUUGGCAGAUUUUGAUAUCAGUACUUUGCAGAUAAUAAUGAAUGAAGAUCUAGAAGAACUGAGAGAAUUAGGUUCUGGUACAUUUGGGACUGUCUACCAUGGAAAAUGGAGAGGGACUGAUGUUGCCAUUAAAAGAAUAAAGAAGAGCUGUUUCACUGGUCGUUCAUCAGAGCAAGAAAGAUUGACCUUGGAGUUCUGGCGUGAAGCUGAAAUUCUUUCAAAGCUUCAUCAUCCCAAUGUGGUGGCAUUUUAUGGUGUGGUGCAGGAUGGACCUGGAGGAACACUUGCCACUGUCACAGAGUUCAUGGUGAAUGGCUCUCUUAGAAGUGUUUUGCUUAGCAAGGACAGGCACCUUGAUCGUCGUAAGCGACUCAUUAUUGCUAUGGAUGCAGCAUUUGGAAUGGAAUAUUUGCAUUCAAAGAAUAUUGUGCACUUUGAUUUGAAAUGUGACAACUUGCUUGUCAACUUGAAGGACCCUGUGCGGCCCAUUUGCAAGGUUGGUGACUUUGGAUUGUCAAAGAUAAAAAGAAAUACCUUGGUUACUGGUGGCGUGAGGGGAACUCUUCCAUGGAUGGCUCCAGAACUGUUGAAUGGUAGCAGCAGUAAGGUUUCUGAGAAGGUGGAUGUGUUUUCUUUUGGUAUUGUUUUAUGGGAGAUUCUCACUGGUGAGGAGCCUUAUGCCAACAUGCAUUAUGGCGCAAUAAUAGGAGGCAUAGUCCAUAACACAUUGAGGCCACCUGUACCAAGUUUCUGUGAUCCUGAGUGGAGAUUGCUGAUGGAGCAGUGUUGGGCCCCUGAUCCUGUUGCUCGUCCAUCAUUCACUGAGAUUACCAGGCGCUUACGUGUGAUGUCUGCUGCAUCCCAAACAAAAUCACAUGGGCAUCAGCCGCAGCACCAAGUUCCUAAGUGAUGGCACUCCACUUUUUCCCCUUAUCUUGGUGCCCUUCUCCUCAAAUACAAGGAUGGUUGUCUAUUCUUACUUAGUACUCCGUAAAGGUAAUGUGUAUUACACGGAGUAGAGAGGAGAUCACAUUUGAAGGCUGAGAUAUGACUGUGUUUCAUAAAACUGAAGAAAUUGGUUUUUGUAUAAAGCUAGUAUUUGGGCCAAUAGUGUAUAUACUCUGUUUUGGGGCUUGCAAUGACUCUGAAUGCUCAGGACACAGAUAUAAGAGCUUUCGUGAUCCAGGAAAUCUGUAGAAAGAUAUAGAGUAAUUGAGCAAAUUAUUGGCAGA
Molecule: messenger RNA, 4514 nt
Organism: Rubroshorea leprosula
Lineage: Eukaryota; Viridiplantae; Streptophyta; Magnoliopsida; Malvales; Dipterocarpaceae
Source: the annotation of a GenBank genome assembly